Leptopilina heterotoma is the source of this 1749-nucleotide messenger RNA. RefSeq names its product WD repeat-containing protein 37 (gene Wdr37). The record is from RefSeq and is a predicted model, not a curated record. The coding region runs from base 228 to 1730 and encodes 500 amino acids. Lineage: Eukaryota; Metazoa; Arthropoda; Insecta; Hymenoptera; Figitidae. Gene Ontology annotation, cellular component: preribosome, large subunit precursor. Gene Ontology annotation, molecular function: protein binding. The transcript has 5 exons.
UAUACACACAACACACAAGUUUUAUUAAUAAUAAAUAUUAAAUUAUUUAUAUUAAUAAUUAAAUGUAUCAUACAUACAAAGUAAUCAAAUACUUAACAAAUUUAUGUUACUUUUAAUAAAAUAAUGAAUAAAAAUUUAAAAAUUAUUUUAAUAUUUUCAUUGUAAAAGUGAAUUAGAGGAGAGAUUAAAAAUAAUUAAGUGCACAGUCAAGUGAAUUUAACCUCAAAAUGCCUGGUGAACCAUCAGCAGGAGGAAAAACGUCCGGUAAGGUGAAAAGAAUUUCCAUUCCAAGGGUUCAAAGCAGCACCGAAACUGAACUUCAAUCUCAGCAAAGUGGCGGAACUCCAUUACAACCAACUUCUUUACAAUAUGCAAGUUUUCGACCUGAUCAAGACGAAAGUUCAAUUCCUCCGAGUUUAAGAUCCAGGUUGAUGGAUCUUUUUCAGCAAAUUGAGAAGGAAUUUGAAAUUGUUUGCGCCGAAAACAUUGGUUUACAAGAAAAGAUUGAUGUACUGAAUGAAAAACUGGAGCGAGAAUGUUAUGGAUCUGGCGAGAGGAGCUUGCCAAUCGGAGAUUUUACGGAUUAUUCGGAUGCAAAGAAUUUCGCCAAACAAAAAUGUGGAGGUUCUGCUCAGAAAGUGAAAGCAUCACAUAAACUUCGAGCUCAAACUAGUAAAAUAGUGUCUAGUUUCAAGAACCCGACAAUGACUUGCAGCAUGCAGAAAGAGUAUUCCGGUCACCGGGAUGGAGUGUGGGAAGUGUCAGUGGGAAGAUCGGGCCAACCGAUAAUAGCUACAGCCUCGGCAGAUCACACGGCUCGAAUUUGGGGAAUCGAGAGUGGAAGGUGUCUUCUGCAGUACAUUGGUCACACUGGUUCUGUGAAUUCAGUUCGAUUUCAUCCGACGCGAGAUCUGGUUCUCACGUCAAGUGGAGACAAUUCCUCGCACGUGUGGCAGGCGGCCGUCAACUGGGACAUGCCAAAGAGACUUCAGUCCUCUGCGGAAGACUUGUCCCUCGUCACUGGCGAAAGAUCUGCUGUCGACGAUCAGGAAGAGUUACCGCCAAUCUUGCGGACUCCAGUCAGAGAACUCGUUGGGCAUUCAGGCGUCGUUAUGGCUUCCGACUGGCUCCCUGGCGCGGAGCAAAUUGUCUCUGCUUCUUGGGACAGAACUGCCAAUCUCUACGAUACUGAAACUGGAGAUGUCAUACACACGUUGUGCGGACAUGACAGGGAACUGACGCAUGUCUCGACGCAUCACGCCCAACGACUUUGCGUCACUUCCAGUCGCGACAGCACUUUUCGACUCUGGGACUUCAGAGAGCCCAUCCACUCGGUUUCUGUUUUCCAAGGACACACUGAAGCUGUAACGUCGGCAGUCUUUACAAGAGAGGAUAAGAUAGUGUCGGGGUCGGACGACAGAAGUGUCAAAGUGUGGGAUCUGCGAAACAUUCGCAGCCCACUGGCGACGAUUCGCGGCGACAGUGCAGCGAACAGACUGGCCGUCUCGAGUGUGGGCGUCGUCGCUAUUCCUCACGAUAAUCGGCAGAUUCGGCUGUUCGAUAUGAGCGGACAGCGUCUGGCGCGGCUUCCUAGAACAAGCAGACAGGGACACCGGAGAAUGGUGUGCUCCGUGACUUGGGCAGAAGACACGGGGUCGUGCAACCUCUUUUCAUGCGGAUUCGAUCGCCUCGUGUUGGGCUGGAGCGUCGUACCUGUGAAGGAUGUUUGAGGUCUUCCACUGUUUCGGG